GAAAUACAUGACAUCAGCACCUUCGUCCAUUAAUUUAUGUGUCUUUAAAGCCCGCUGCGCAGAUUCGAUCGAACUGUUGAACGAUCAACGGUAAAGUACAACAAUGGGACAAUUAACGAUGUUUUUAAUGGCUAUUUUCCUAGUCCAUUAUGCGUUUGCUGACAUUAUGAUACAACCUGGAUACGAACAUUCACACUCUACACAGAAAUCAGAUUUGGAGGAAGAACAUCAGCCCAUAAUUCAACCUCCUGAAACUCUUCCAAAUUCAGAAGACAAAGGCCAUGAAUCACAUCCUCAAUCACACAGUCCACGCCAAUUAGUACAACAACAGGGAUACAUGGAUCCAGGGUAUCAUUUGGAACUUUAUCCAGUGUAUUCGGAUUCAUACCAUGUUCCCGCUCAAGCAUUGUCGCCGAUGUUUCAACAUGUAAUAUUGCCACCUAUGUCAAGAACUGCUUACAGACGACUGCUGUCUGAUAUGAAUAGCUACGGAUCAGCAGGAAUUCCCGGAGCAAUUCUACCUUAUUAUCAAUAUCCUCCUAUAGCAGCACACAAUCGAUACAGAAGAUCUAAUCCAAGCGAAGAACCCGAUGGAAUACAAAGGGGUGAACACGAUGAUGUGGCCACGAAGUCGCCCUUAGAUGAUUCGUUAUCGGUCGUUGAUUUGCAAGAUCAAGAGAAGAAGCGCGUGAAUACUCGUCAGAGUGUUUCAUUGUUGGGCUUGAAUCCAUCGAACAUGUAUCCUGUGCAGCAACAAUACCGUUCUGUGGAAUUGAAACCAUCCUAUGAUCCCCAUCAACAAAUACCAGCCGAAAUAAAACAAGAAAUGCCACAAGAAAUGCCAAUUGCUAGUCCUAUAAAAACCACGAGUUCUUUAUUAGCCAACAAAGAUCUUCAUCACGCAUUAUUAUUGCAACAAACUUCCCCCCAAAAACAGCAACAGAGAAAUUCCGGAUUGGUCUCUGCUUCCGUUCAAUCGUCGCCAGCUGAUAUCGUGGGAAGUCAGCGCGAAUUUAAAAUUUCCACGGAAAAAGCUGAUAAUCAUAAGGAUCAAGUGGGCACGAAGCUGGGGGAUAUCUACAAAAUAAGGGUGCACCAGCACGUGCAUAACCACGGGAAAUUCAAGGAUAAUAUGUCAAAAGAAAGUUACAGCAUCACGAUUCCUACUAACGCGCACCACGACGCUGAGCCAUCGAAUAAUUUAACACCGAUACAGCCCGCUGCAGAGCAAGUUUAUAGUAAGCCAACUGACCUGGGGACAAAUUAUUUGCCAUACACUCAGUACACCGUUGCACCUCAAUCUUAUCCUGUUAGCGAUUUCGGUAAUUAUGUAGGUAAUUAUGUUUGGUCAUGUCCCUAUUCGCCAUACAGAAUUUGUUUCGAUACCAAUGAUAUACAACAACCUGUCGUAUAUCAGUUAGCUUAAAUGAAUCUCGACUUUGCAAAUCAAACGACCACGCAAUUUAACUCUACAGCUAUACUUUUUGGAUUUUGUAUAAAAUGUUUAUAUCACGAUAUUUUAUAUUUUUUCACGGAUAUUACACGUCAAUUAAGCAUCUAUCGAAUAUAUAUGUAAAUUUCAUCGUUCUUAAUCGAUGAUUAGAUGGACAUUUUUCAAUAAACGUAUAACCAUAAA
Messenger RNA from Bombus impatiens (common eastern bumble bee), 1636 nucleotides. RefSeq lists its product as uncharacterized. Bases 104 to 1426 code for a protein of 440 amino acids. The record is from RefSeq and is a predicted model, not a curated record. Lineage: Eukaryota; Metazoa; Arthropoda; Insecta; Hymenoptera; Apidae. The transcript is spliced from 5 exons.